Molecule: messenger RNA, 7691 nt
Organism: Archocentrus centrarchus (flier cichlid)
Lineage: Eukaryota; Metazoa; Chordata; Actinopteri; Cichliformes; Cichlidae
Gene: arhgef10la
Product: Rho guanine nucleotide exchange factor (GEF) 10-like a
Exons: 27
Coding region: 434-4321 (1295 amino acids)
Biological process (GO): actin cytoskeleton organization; SREBP signaling pathway; positive regulation of stress fiber assembly
Cellular component (GO): cytosol
Molecular function (GO): guanyl-nucleotide exchange factor activity; protein binding
Source: RefSeq, a predicted model, not a curated record
CUGGGCAGCAGCAGGGGUCUGGACAGCGGGAGGAGGGAGAAAACCAAAGAAAGGACAAAAUGAAACUGGAUGGGCUGAGGGGUGGAGGGUAGGCAAAAUGAAAAAAGAGAGGGAUACAGAGGGGAGAUAGAGGGAGGAACCGAACCAGACAGCCAAGCGAGGCAGAGAAAAAGGGGAGGGAGCAAAGAAGGUUACCUCAUCUAGAACUGUACACACGGUACAGGGGAGAAGUUGUGGGAAAGUAAACAGGACAGGAGAAUACCACUCUGUGUUCAGCCACUUGCAGCCCUCGCAGGGGACUAUAAAGAUGAGUGAGCUGGAGCUGCAAGUGUGGUAAAAGCUCAGAGUUUAUGGGAGGCUACCAGGAUUAAAAGGUCAUCAGGGAGUGCCUGAAGCUUCUCGGAGGACACACUACUGAGGACAAGGAGAGAUCAUGUCUACUAUGAUGUCCCAGCAAUUACCGAAAGAGGAUGAAGAGGAUGAUGAUGAGGAGCAAGGGGAAGAGUUUGAGUUUGAUGACAGUACAGAUGAAGAUAAACUUCAGGAUGACAGUAAAGCCAUGACAGAGUGUGUCAGACCUGUCCAAGCAUCAAAAAAUGGGGACAACUUGACAUCAGGUGGUGCAUCACAAACAUUUACUGACAGCGCGCAGCUUCCUACAACCUCACCUUCUGCUGGACCAGACAGCAUCGUCACCAAGGAUCCGGCUUCAAUUUCUACUACAGAUGUUCCAGUUACUGAGUCACCCAGCUGGGCCUCGGCAGCGGCAGAUGAGCCCAGUACUUCAGUUCCUUGUGCAGGAGAGGAGCUCCAGGGGCUUCCUGUGGCACCGUCAGCUGUGGAGUCCCCGGUCGAUUCGGGAGACCACAGAAAAGAAACCGUCAAGGAAGGCUCGAGGGGCAUCUCUGAAGCUUUAUCUGCGACUGAAACCGACCCGCAGACAGCCGAGGCUUCCGAGGUGAUCUAUGAUGACGUUCCAAGCGAAGAACCCCUCUCUCCUGAUGAAGACAUGAUCUACGAAGAUGUUCAGAGAGACGGCGGUCCUCUGGAGGCAGACAACGGAUGGAGCUCCAGUGAGUUUGAGAGCUAUGACGAGCAUUCUGAUAACGAGGCCAAACUGCCAACAAAGAGCAAGCUCUCUCCUGAAAUGCAUCGGCUGAGGGAACGGUGCGCCUGGACCAAACGGGAACUGGCUAUGAGGCUGUCUGGAAAACACAACUAUGACAUCAAGGUUCAGCAGCUCAUGAAGGCUGCGAGAAGCGGAACGAAGGAUGGGCUUGAAAGGACUAAAAUAGCCGUCAUGCGAAAAGUUUCCUUCCUGCAGAGAAAAGAUCAAUUGGCUGCAGAAGAGGAAGAUGAUGCAGGAUAUCUGGAUGUGGCUGUGUCAGAAGUGAAGCAUCCUCCCCCACAACUGAGCCCGAUGCCAGAGGGUCUGACUAGCCACCAGGUUGUCAGACGCCAUAUCCUUGGCUCCAUCAUUCAGAGUGAGCGCAGCUAUCUGGAAUCUCUUAGGAGAAUCUUGCAGGAGUACCACAGACCACUGAUGGAAGCUGAUCCACGCAUCCUGAGCCCACGGAAAAUCCGUCCUAUAUUUUACCGAAUCAGGGAGAUCACCCAGUGCCACUCCAUGUUUCAGAUUGCACUGGCGUCACGUGUGGCUGAGUGGGACAGCACGGAGAAAAUCGGAGACUUAUUUGUUGCCUCGUUUUCCAAGUCCAUGGUGUUAGAUGUAUACAGUGAAUAUGUGAACAACUUCACUAAUGCCAUGGCUCUCAUUAAAAAGGCGUGCAUGUCCAAACCAGCUUUUCUGGAAUUCCUAAAGAAAAAGCAGGCGUCAAGUGUUGACCGGAUCACUCUGUAUGGCCUGAUGGUUAAGCCCAUUCAACGAUUCCCUCAGUUCAUUUUGCUCCUGCAGGACAUGCUUAAGAAUACACCGAAGGGCCACGUGGAUCGCCUGCCCCUGCAGCUUGCCCUUACAGAGCUGGAGAUGCUGGCUGAGAAGUUGAAUGAACAGAAACGAGUGGCUGACCAGAUUGCAGAGACUCAACAACUAGCCCGCAGCGUUAGCGAUCGCCUUCUCAGUAAGCAACUGAACUCGGAGCAGGGGUCACUCGUCCUUUGUGAGACGCUUAUUGAGACUGUGUACGGCGAGCGGGGACAAGUCCUGAAGUCGAAGGAGAGAAAGGUCUUCCUCUUUGAUGAUGUACUCAUCUGUGCCAACAUAAAUGUCAAAGGGCCUCCAGAUAUCAGCAGCCUUGUCCCUGUCGGCCCCAAGUACACAAUAAAGUGGAGCGCCCCCUUACAACAGGUGCAAGUAGUAGAGGUUGGGCAGGAGGGCUCUCAAAGCAAAGACACCUUGUUCCAGCAGAGCAGUGCUAAGAGGACAAGUGGCGCCUGCACUUCAGGUAAAGCAGCUCUGGGCCCUCCACGGCUCUACCAGGAGCUGCAAGAGCUACAGCAUGACCUUUCUGUUGUGGAAGAGGUCACUCUGCUUGUGGGUACAUUGCAAGGGACAUACCAGAACCUCAACACCACUGUGGCCCAGGACUGGUGUCUGGCUCUGCAGAGGCUUAUCCGCAUCAAAGAAGAGCAGAUCCAGAGUGCUAACAAAUGUCGCUUACGCCUGCAGGUGCCCGGCAGGCCAGACAAGUCGGGGCGUCCUGUCAGUUUUAUGGUGGUCUUCAACACUCCUAACCCCCUUAGUAAGAUCUCUUGGGUCAACCGUCUGCACUUGGCCAAGAUUGCACUACGAGAGGAAAAUUCACCAGGCUGGUUAUGUGGAGAAGAUGAAGGGAAGACGACGGCCCCCUUUUGGUAUCCACUGCUUGCCUGUCACAUGUCUGUCUUUGCUACAAAAUCACCAGAGAGAAAGCUUGAAGCUGCUCUCCACAAUCCUGUUCACUGUGCACUGUUGGGCUUCUCUGCAGCAAGUACAUCCUUACCUCAAGGAUACCUCUGGGUGGCCGGUGGAGCAGAAGGUUCCCAAGGACAGAUAGAGAUAUUUUCCCUCAACAGACCCCUGCCACGGGCUGUGAAGAGUCUGCAGGUGGAUUCUCCAGUCCGAUGUCUUGAAUAUGUGCCGCUACCUUCUCCGACAGAGGAAUCGGAGGCCGGAGUUCACAAAGUACCCUCAGCGAUGGGCUCCAAUAUUUGUGUUGGGUUAGAUGAUGGCCGAGUGCUGGUCUAUGGGAGUGUGGACACUGCAGCACAAUGCUUACUGACCCUCCAUAACCCAGAGGGGUGCCCCGUGCUCUGCCUGAAGCACUCCUCCCGCUUCCUGUUUGCAGGACUGCGGAACGGAACCAUGAUGGUUUAUGGAAGGAAUAACAGUGAUGAUCUUUGGGACCCUGAAUCCCGUAGAUGUGUGAGCCUGGGUUCAGAGCCAGUUCGGACCCUGCUGGUGCUGGAUGACUCGGUGUGGGCGAGCUGCGGGAACUCUGUCACAGUCAUGGAAAUCUCCAGCUUCAACACACAGAAGUUUGAAGUUCAUCCAGACCCAAUGGUCAGUGUCGCCCACAUGGCGUGUGCUGGCGGAGGGGUGUGGAUGGCGUUCUCAGAGGGUUCCUCCAUUCGUCUCUUUCACACUGAAACGUUGGAACUUCUGCAGGAAAUCAACAUCUCAACACGCUCAACGCUGCUGAACACCGGUCAGAAGAGCAUGCGAGUCACAAGUCUUCUAAUUUGCCAGGGGCUGUUAUGGGUGGGCACAGCCCAAGGUUUAAUUAUCACUCUUCCAGUUCCCAAACUGGAGGGCAUCCCCAAAAUAACAGGAAAGGGAAUGAUCUCAUUAAACGCCCACUGCGGGCCUGUGGACUUUUUGGUUGCCACCACGAGCUCGCUGUCCCCUGAACUGCUAAAGAGGGAUUCUGUUGGGGAUAGCCCAGACUCUGCAUGUGGAGGCGAGGACCGCAGUGACACCUCCUCUCAGGAAUCCCUGCAGCCAUCCGGCUCCUACCAGGGAGAGGGGAGAGGCAAAGGACGUGGUGUUCUCCUGCAGUAUAAGCUGCGCUCCACAUCAGGACUACCCGGACGGCCGUUAACGGCACUGGGCGACGAGGCGUCAGACUCCUCGCUGGAGUCUUUAGAGCACAGCGUGGAAGACGGAUCUAUCUAUGAGCUCAGUGAUGACCCAGAAAUGUGGGUCCAGGGACGUACUUGUCAGAGGGAUGGGGGCCGCAGGGACAGGGUGAUCUCUGCGGCAGUUAUCUCUGGAGGAAAAGGUUUUCGCAGACUGAAGGAAGGAGCAGCAGCAGGUACUAGGACAAGUGGGGAGGGUUUAGAGAAUAUACUUAUGGUAUGGCAGCUCCCACUGACAGUGUGACAUGGAAAAUAUGUGUCAAACUUAUGUGUAUUCAUAGAUUCCUAACUAGCUUAGGCUUGAAUCCCCUGCUCCAUAAAUUCCAUACAUUUGAGUAUAUGAUGAGAAGGUGGUGCUUCUGUUCCAGAGCAUGGCAUCUUAUGAUUUAGCCUGUGAAAUAAGCAGGCUAAGACAUGCUGCUUAUGAGUCAACCCAUAGGAUGCUUUGAAUGUUCAGGAUGUGAUCGGCCCAGCAAUGGCACAGGCCACUGCAGAUUAGCUCUGUUCUGUGCCAUUGUUUUGAACAGCUUCCUGCCUUAGUUAAGAUUGAUAUGCCACAGUUUAACCUCAUCAUUGCUACGUGUGCCGUGCCACAUUUAUUUUGUGCGAAGGAUUUCUGUGUGAGCACCCAUGGACAGCAUGCCUUUGAGAGGCAGUCUUUGUGGAAUCUGCCAUGCUCUGCAGAGUUAGAAAUGGACGUCUUUUAUCUGAUCCUGUGGGAGAGAUCCCAUCUGUUUAGAGCUGAAAGCCGGGGACUACCAUCGCAUCACAAAGCACAUUAGCAUCACUUUAUAAGCUUUGCCAGCCUUUUUCUCAUCCCAUACAAUGUGAAUGUACGAUACCAUGUAUUGUAUCUCAAAACUGAAUAGGUGCUCUCUGAUAAAAAAGAAAAGAAGAAGAAGAGAAUGUAAUUUUUCUUAUUUUGUUGCAGGUGUUGCAAAAAUAAUUUUUGGUUCUUAGAGCUUACUUUGCCUUUAUUAAGGAGAGUCAUGUUCGUACAAUGUGGGGGGGGGAAAGGUGAUUUGGAAAACUACUUGAUGAGAGUCACAGAUGUUAAUACUCUACAUUGCAUAAUCUAUGAUUGCACUGCAAAAUGAUGCAAUUAUUACACUUUUAUUUGAUCAAAUGUAACUUUUCAGUGCCAGGGCAGAGUAUUAUCUUCCCGCAGUACCAUAAAUACCAGAUAUGUGUUUCAUUAGUCACUGGCAUCUAUCGGCAUAAUUAAACAAAUGUGCACACAGGUUUGUGAAUACUCUGCUCACAUUAGUUGGAAGCCCCAGUCACGCAUUCAGAGUCAGACUCGAGCGAAUGAUGAAAUGAAAGUGCUGCAGCCAUCUAAACGGCUGUCAGCUGUGUGCAAAUACAAAUGUACGUUUACAGGACCAUUAAUUUCAGUAACAGAAGAUGAUACUGACUAAAUACGUUCUAAUACAUAAUAUUACAGUUACAGUAUAAUUAACAGAUGGUGAUGAUGAUGAUGUAUAUUACCAGUGAUAUCAGUCAGGACUUUAAGUCAUGGAGAACUUUUCUUACGUCCUUCUGUUUUGCUAAUGUUCUGUAAAUAUUUGGAGCUUCAUCCAAACAUUUUAUCCAUAAUAUUUUAUAAUCGGGAUAUGAAGAUGUCCAUCAGCAGCUUGUCGAUCCCGAUGGCAAGAAACCUUAAAAUUAACUCUCUGGUGGUUAUCGUGUCUUUAGAGUAGUUGCAAGGUUUACGUAAUAUGCCUUUAACCAGAAAAAUAUAUUAAAACAAUUUUUUUUAAAUAAAUAAAUUAGCAUAAUGAACUAUAAGGGCGCUCACUAGAGCGCAUAUUUCUCCCAGUACAGAAUCCUUUUACUCAAUGCUGGUGCCAGAUCGUGAUCCAGAUCACCACCAAAAUGUAAUCGAAUGUUCCUUGUACCACCCUCGACAGAUCGACAGACGCUACUGAAAACAUGACCCCCCCUCCACCUAUCAGUGGGCGAGGUAAUUAUGUCAAAUGUGGUGUCAUCAGAGUACAUACCUAUUUUUAAACCCGUGAGCAGUAUGAGAAGCAUCCAGUGGUACUGUGUGUAGCAUUUGAAAGGUUCUCCUUUAAAAUGUCUUAAAAAAACACACAUUGGCAGACAAACAUGGACUUUCGAUCACGGAGCAAACUAAAUCAAGAGGUACUUACUUUACAACGCACAUUUUUCACAGUGUGCUGGCACAGUAGGUGGAGGCCACACAAGUAUCCAACUAUGAACAGAGCUUUGUUGAUUUUCAAUAAACCUAGCAAUGGUUAAGGUUAUGGUAUAUCAUUUUUCUCCACCUCUACUCUACUUAGCUUUUCUACCACACAUGGAUUCUCAUCUUAUCCCUUUAUCACAGAAGCAUGAAGUUCAUGUUUUGUAUUUCCCUGAGGCACACCAAGGUUUAUUCUUUCUUUUUCUUCUGCUCCUCUCAAGUGAGGUUCAAAAAUCGUUUUAAAGAUCCUGCUGUCAACCAGAAUCAUUCAGGAAAAAGAUCAAAUAAAAUAAAAUGAUGUAAACUGUCCUCGGAUGCUGUCGUCUAAAUGUAAAUCUCAGUGUCUCAUCAGAAAUGUAUAUUUUAAUUCAUGUGAGAUUCAAUGCUGCUGAAGGCACAGUACCCCCAGUAACUGUAGGGAUUGUUCAUUCAAGCGUUUUUAGGGUUAUUUUUUUGCCUCGACUGAGAGGGAAGAGACGGGAAAGAUGGAUGGAAUCAAACCAUUAGCAUUGCAGUUUUUUGGCAUGUUCUGUAACCAUUUGGCUACGGUGACAUUUGUUUAAUCAGAGCAUAAUGCAUUCUAUAUAUAUAUAUAUAUAGUACCAGUCAAAAGUGAGUGUGUCCAAACCUUUGACUGUUGGCAUUAUUAAGCUGUUUCAUUGGCUUAUCCACCAACAGUUUAAUAUCAAAUGUCAACCUUGACAUUUCAUUUGCUUAUGUUAUUUGCCUGCAGGUAUUAUCCAUGCACUGAAUGUUAAUACUCAAGAAUGAACAUAUGUAUUACUAAUUAGAACUCCUACUGUACUAAACCUAUUCCAUUUUAAAUAGAGGACUGCAACUCUGCUGAUGUUUGAAAUCAGACUCUAUAAGUCGCAGUUUACACAAUAUUUUUUUCCUGUGGUGUUAAAGUGUAAUUAAAAGACCUGUAUUUGUAGAUUUGACCAUGAUUUCUCUGAGUUAUGAUAACAUUUACUCAAAACUUAAAUGCUGAGAUCUGACAACAUGGCGACACUACUGAAAGUAAGACGGGCAGGGUAAGAAGUCUCUGUUGUAAACAUCCAUGAGAGUCCCCAGACUUUGACCUACUGUAUUUGAUGUAGCUGUACACACAAUUUUCCUGUGCAGUGAAGCAUUAAUACAGCCAUAAAAGAUGCAUUCACCUUAAGUUCCUCCUCUUAGAUUUGUUGGCUUAUUUACAGGCUUCAUUGUCACAUAGUUCCCAGAUCUCAGCUGCUCACAGAGUAUUAUCAUGGCUGAUAGAAAUGGUGCAUCAGUAAGGUCUGAAAAGAGAUGAACCAGAAUACUUUAAGUAAUAAUAUUGCACUUAAAGUUGCCACAAGCAUAUGGGAAAAUGCCUGUUUCCUUUUGCUGCAGUACUUAAAUGUUAAAUGUCAAUUUACAUUGUCUAAUA